CACACCCUCCCCCGUCCAAUCCAACAUGGCGACGUAGGACGUUGUUAUUGUCUGUCGCUUCUGAAAGGCUUUUGCAUUACGAUAGAAACCACGCAGAUAAGCGACCAAGCGGAUUCAUGCGGGCAUGAGAGGAACGUCUGGAGAUAAUGUUAAGACCGACCGGCUUCUUCCGAGGGAUUGACUGUCCGUUUUACGCGGAGUACGACGAGGGUAAAGCCAGCAGAAAUGGGUGCAACAGACCGUACUGUCACUUCAGGCACAGCCAGCAGAGACGAGCGUCCUACGGAGCACCGGCAGAUGCUAAAAAGCAGAGAGACGUCCACGCCACCCAGAAAGAACAAGGUUACGAUCCCUUCAAUCCAGAAGUGGUGAAACCAGAGGCACAACAGAAUGGAAAAUCACCUGCCUCAGGAGACAUCAGCGGUGCCCUGGAGCUGGUCAACAAGGCUAUUGAGGAGGUUCGCAGCGAGGUGGAGAGGGAAAAGAGGAAGCUUUUUCGAAUUGGUGAUGAACCAUACGAUCCCAGUGAGAGUAGCUCUUUGCCCUCAUCUGAUGCUGCUAAAAGCAAAACACCAAAUGCACACUUGGCCUAUGAUCCUGGGAGUUAUCAGAUGACAUCAGGAGGCUAUAACCCCACCCCUGGUUGUAGCAAGUACACCUUGGAUGCUGACACCCAGGGGAACAAAACUAACUCUAUGGAAUAUGUUCCUACAUCAUUAAAAAAGCCUCGAACACAUGCUCCUCAGCCUCCCUCUCCUCCCCCAAGCCCAAAAUAUUUAAAAAGCACAUCUUCUCCUAAAUGUAAAUACACCAUGGAUACUUCUAGACCAUCUACAGAUAUGGAGUAUGACCCAUUGUCCAAUUACUCAGCAGGAAUUGCAAUAAAAAGCAAGAGGGACGAAAGUGCACAUGGAAUUAAAGGUGAUGGGAGCAAGUCCCACAAAUUACCAGUGACUGUUUUUUCAGAUGAGGACGAUGUUACAGCUGUGAAAAAGCUACAACAGCAGAGUGUAGACACAAAAAAAUACACUUUUUCUGACUCUGAUGGAGAGAACUCUGGAACAGAAUAUCGUCCCACAACUCUUAGCAAUCUCCAUCAAAGAAAAGGCACAACUGUAUCAGUGGGAGAUAUUUUUGGCAAGGUGAAAAGAGUGAAAACUGAAACUUUGGUAAAUGCACUAACGCAGAGGAAUAAGGACGACUUAACACAGGGCUCAUAUGCCCAGGACAAUGCAAAAUCCAAAGAAAAACUAGAAAAAAGCAAGGAUGCUAGUAAGGGUAGUCAUCAAAAAAGUGGCAAAUCUGAGAAAAUGCAUAAGCUUGAAAAAGAAUUAAACAAGACAUCUAGUAGUAAGAGUAGUAGCUGCAUUGGUAAGGACAAAAGUUCAAUAAAAAGCACAACCCAGGACUCUGCAAAGAAGGAGAACAAGAGUCACGGAAAGAGAGAUGAUGGAAAAAAUACAGUGAAACUGAGGACAUCUGAUACAGUUAACAAAGAGCAGAAGAGAAGUGAUCAUAAGAUCAAACCUGUGCAUAAGGUUAAAACUGAAUCAAGCAAUAAGGAUAAAAAUUCAGAAAAUUGUGCAAGUGAAAGCAACAAAGAUAAUACAUCGAGUAAGGAGAAGGCGCACAGCAAGUAUAAGGACCACCAACACAAAAAUGGAAAACUUGAUCCUAAAAGAGGAAGAAAUGGGAAUAAAAUUAUUAAAAGCAGUUCCAGUAGUAGCGGGAGUACUCGCGUUAACAGUAAAGGCAGUCCUGCUAGCAGUAAAGAGAAAAGAAGAAGACAAGACGGGAAACGGCGAAGUCUGAGCUUGAGCCAUGCCGAUCUGUUUGGAGACGAGAGUCCAGAGGAGGCUGAACCGAUGGAGGUGGAUGAUACGGACGAUGAAGUAGAAGAAGUGCUUGUGAGGAAAUCAGCCGAUGCUUUAAAGAGAGGACAACUGAACAAGAGGAAAGCAUCAGAGCUGACUCCAUCUUCCUCGGAUGAUGAGGUUGAUCAUGGUCUGAUACGUGGCAAGGCAGGUAAGGAGGAGGACAUUGAUGUUGGAAUAGACUUGUCUAGUUUCCAGGAUGAGAUGGACUUUGACUCGGAUCCCAUGGAGGAGUGUUUGAGAAUCUUCAAUGAAUCCAAUGACGUAAAGAGGGAAGACAAGGGAAGGCAAACUAAACAGCCCUCAAGAGAUUCAGAUGAGGAGAAAUGCACAGAGAGCACUUUAACCACUCUCUUUCCUGGUCAAAAGAAGAGAGUCUCCCAUUUUGUUGCCAAAGGAAAUACUGACGGACCUUCUAAGGCGGUGGUGCGGCCGUACAAGAGGCCCUCCGCCCAGGAGGUCUGCUACCAGCGCAUGCAGUUGGCGCAGCAGCAAGCCACCCAGCUAUCGGCGUCAGUCAAAGCUGCCUCGCAGAGCCCCAGCUCCAGCUUUUCUAAAGAUAAGAAGAGAAUAGCGCACCGUCCCAGCCCGCAGCUAACAUCCUCCAAAACCAGUCUGGCUGAAGCUAAAGCAGCUGUCGGCAGAGGGCUGUCCCCUAAACAUACUUCACCUGCUGUCAAGGCUCAAACCACAGCUGGUAUUUUGUCAAAGACAACAUCCACUGUGACACAGAGGCGGCUGGCGCACACCCCCACCAUGAAGAGUACUUCGAUGAAACGCCCAGUCAUCCCCACUGAGUUUGGGGCCAAAGUUCCCACCAACGUCCGUCAGCGCUACCUCAACACCUUCAUCGAUGAAUGUUGCAAAUUCUGUCCAUCGGAGGAAGUUGCUUUCCACAUGGCCCUUGAUGAGGAGAAGCUGGUGUAUGAGCGCAGUAGCAGUAAGAACAUCUACCUCAAUCUAGCUGUCAAUACUCUGAAAAAGCUGCGCAGCAAGAGCAGUUCCUGCCCAUCACCUGUCACCAAGGAGCCCAGGUCAGUUGCUAACAGGAGGGCACAGUCCCAUGAGGAAGUGCUGGGGGGUCGUCUUGCUGCUACGACCAGUUUUACCAUCAACAGAAUGGGCAAACAGCAAGAGGAGAAACUCAUCGGAGCCACACUGUAUAAGAAGCUGCAGGCGUACCUGAUGACAGAGGAACAGCUCCAGGAGCAUGGAUACCCGAGGCCAAACCCUGCAGCCACAGGCAAGGCCAUCAUGUACAACCUCCCAGAGAAAAAAGUCAUCACAGAUCCUUUCACCAAGAUAUGCUGUCGAUGUGGAGCAGAGUACAAGAUCAAUGUCAAUGGCAACUGUGUACGAAAGGAAGAAUGCAGUUAUCACUGGGGACGCUUACGUCGACAUAAAAUCUCUGGAGGCUGGGAGACCAACUACAGCUGCUGCGCCUCGGCUGUGGGUUCUCCAGGUUGCCAAGUUUCCAAGCAACAUGUUCAGGAUGGACGUAAGGAGUCGUUUGACGGCUAUGUCUCAACCUUCAGUAAACCAUUACCACCAAACAGCAAUGCAGGGGUUUUUGCAUUGGACUGUGAGAUGUGUUACACAACACAGGGCCUAGAACUGACCAGGGUGACCGUCAUCGACUCUGCAUUGAAAGUCAUAUAUGACACGUUUGUCAAACCUGAAAGCAAAGUAGUUGACUACAACACACGAUUUUCAGGGGUGACGCAGGAGGACCUAGAAGGCACCACCAUCACCCUGAGGGAUGUUCAGGCUGUGCUGCUUAGUAUGUUCAGUGCUGAGUCCAUCCUCAUAGGACACAGUCUGGAGAGCGACCUCCUCGCCCUAAAGCUAAUCCACAGUUCCAUUGUGGACACUGCCAUUGUAUUCCCUCACCGCCUUGGCUUGCCCUACAAACGUGCCUUGAAGAAUCUGAUGGCAGACUACCUGAAACGCAUCAUCCAGGACAACGUGGAGGGCCACGACUCCAGUGAAGAUGCGUCUGCCUGCAUGGAGCUGAUGUUUUGGAAGAUCAAGGAAGAUGCAAAAGUCAAAAGAUGACCUCUGAUCCCACUCCUCUGCUUUCAUCGGUGGGAGCCCCUGCCUUCAUGUUGGUUUCAGAGAGACACGCUUGUUCAGGAAGCUCACACCUGCUCUCAGAGCGUUAGGGAUAGAGGCUCUGGGAGAAGGGACGUUUGCGUAAAAAGGAAACCCUGAGGAGAGCUCACUGAUAUUACUGCUCACCUACUGUCAACUCAUUCAAAGCAAUAGGAGCCCAGGUGAACAUUCUUUUUUUUUUCUUAUUCAUAUUCAGUUAUAUAUGUUAGCUUAAACGUAUUUCUGAUUUUGAGCUGUGUCUUUUAUGGCCUCAAAUAAAACCUUUCUAUAGAAUAACUAUUUAAAGCACCUGGGCAUUGUCUGCUAAACGACAACGAUUAAUAUUCAUGCCAGGCUGUGUUCAGCCUAAAUUGCACUAUAAAGAUGCUCUUGUUGUACAGGGCCCAAGUGUAAGUACCUCAUCUUAUAAAGCGCUCUCUUCAAAUAGCUUCUGCGAUACGUUUACAGUACGAGCAUCAUGUCUGUCAGCAUUGCUGUGUAAAUGCAUUUGUACGUUCAGUGUUGCACCUUGUCUCUGCGGUUAGUUUGAUUUGUUUGUUGGCUCUUAGACCUAAGUAAUCCUAUAAUACUUGAUCACUGACCCUUGGCAGAAAUGUGAAUUGUCUGCUACUACCUAUUUAGAAAAAAUAAAUAAAUAUGUCACCGUCUUGUAUAGCUAAAAUACUGACUAUUCAUCACUGUCUCUGUGCUGUGCACUGCAUGAGUAAAAUAACUGCAGUCAGUGUGACAGAUCCUCCGUUAAGACCAUAGUAGGGUUCGUUAGUGUUGAACCAGGCCUGGGUUAACAGCAGACACUUAUGAUUUAGAGCAGAACAGCUAACUGGUGCGAUUUUAUGUUGACUGAAAAAAACACCCAAGCUGUAAAUAUGCUGAAAGCAGUUUACUUUUGUAUUUGUUCAUUUUUGGUUCUUUACCUUUUUCUAUUAAACAAUAUUAGUUCAAAGAA
Betta splendens (Siamese fighting fish) is the source of this 4932-nucleotide messenger RNA. It is a transcript of the gene rexo1, whose product is annotated as REX1, RNA exonuclease 1 homolog. Lineage: Eukaryota; Metazoa; Chordata; Actinopteri; Anabantiformes; Osphronemidae. Bases 147 to 3929 code for a protein of 1260 amino acids. Gene Ontology annotation, cellular component: nucleus. Gene Ontology annotation, molecular function: nucleic acid binding; exonuclease activity. The record is from RefSeq and is a predicted model, not a curated record. The transcript is spliced from 16 exons.